AAUUCGCGAGGGGUCUUUUCAAAAUGGCAGCGUCCAGACCGCUUGUCGCUGUUCGUGGUACGAAUGGUGUGGCACUCUACCACGGUCAGCCGGACUACUCGGAAGUCAGUGGAUUUCGCAGGGACCCAACACGGAACUGCAGGGUCAUCGCAUUUAGCAGAGAUGGAAAGCUUCUAGCCUGGACCAACGAAGAGGUGGUGCAAGUUGUCUCGCUGCCGUCGUUCGAAAAGGUCUUUGAGGUUGCAAAGCCCAAAACACUUUACCUUGACUUCUCUCCAAAAGGGACCAUCUUGUGCACGUGGGAACAGUACGCAGGCUCCAAAGAAGCUCCGGAGCAGCCAAACCUACACAUCUACGACAUUAAAUCAAACAAGUGCCUGCGCUCCAUUGUUCAAAAGAAGCAGAGCAGUUGGCAGCUUCAGUGGUCGGAUGAUGAGGGUAUCUGCGCACGAAACUUGAACAAUGAGGUUCAUGUCUACGAGAGCAACAACUUUGAAAAUUUCAAGCACAAGAUUCACCUACAGAAGCUAGCAGAGUACAGUCUCGCCCCGGGAAACCAGCCACAUCAUGUGGCGUGCCACGUGCCAGGCAGCAAGGGCCAGCCCUCCUUUGUUAGGGUCUUCAAGUACCCUAAUUUCGAAGGACCAAACGCCGGCAUUGCAAACAAAAGUUUCUACAAGUCGGACAGGGUGGACUUUUACUGGAACAAGAAAGGAACUGGUCUGUUGCUCCUCACCAGCACAGAGGUGGAUAAGACGGGAGGCUCUUAUUACGGAGACCAGGGCCUCCAUUUCCUUAGGACAACCGGUGACACUGCCAUGGUGAAGCGAGGCAAGGACGGCCCUGUCUACUGUGUGGAAUGGAGCCCAGAAUGCGAUCACUUUUGUGUUGUCUAUGGAUUCAUGCCGGCGAAAGCGACCCUGUACAACCUGAACUGCGACCCCGUGUUUGACAUGGGCACUGGCCCCAGGAAUGCAGUUUACUACAAUCUCCAUGGCAGCCUGCUCAUCCUGGCCGGCUUUGGGAACCUGAGGGGCAACGUAGAGGUGUGGGACGUGAAGGGGCGCAAGCAGGUGUCCAAGAGUCAGGCCGCCGACUCCACCCUGCUGUCCUGGUGCGCCGACGGCGAGCACUUUCUCACGGCCACCACUGCCCCGAGGCUGAGGGUGGGCAACGGAUACAAGCUGUGGCACUACACUGGCAGCCUGCAGCAUGAGGUCCUGUGCAAGGAGAACGAAGAACUCUGGGACGUGCAGUGGCAGCCCUUCCCGCCACAGGCCUUCCCUGCCAAGCCUGUCUCCUACAAGCAGGUGUCUGGCAUCGAGUCGUCACAACCACAGGCGUCCAAGCAGGUGUACCGUCCCCCCGGGGCCAGGGGUCAGGCACCCUCGUUCAAGGUGAAGGACGACGAACCCCCCGCGUGCGGCGACAAGGCUGCCGACGCAACAGCCGUCCCCAAGUGCGCUCUCAAGAACCAGAAGCGAAGGGAGGCCAAGAAGGCCAAGAGAGAAAACGAACAGGGUGGAGACAGUCCCGUAAAGGCUCCGGCAGCAGUCCAGAGGGUGGCCGAAGCGUCGGCACAAAACACGGAUGAAGUUAGCAAGGAGAAGAAGAUAAAAAACCUGAAAAAGAAAUUGGACCAGAUUGCCAUCCUCAAGGUGCAAGUUCAGAGUGGGAAAACUCUGGAAGCUAACCAGCUGGAGAAGAUCAAGAGGGAGAAAGACCUUUUGGACGAGCUUGAAGCACUCCAGCUGUAAAGGCGGCCAUCCACAAAACACAAAGAUUGUUACUAGGUCUAAGUGUAAUAAACUUAUUGAAUUUUG
This is a messenger RNA of Ixodes scapularis (black-legged tick), 1823 nucleotides long. RefSeq names its product eukaryotic translation initiation factor 2A (gene eIF2A). The transcript has 17 exons. Gene Ontology annotation, biological process: translational initiation. Gene Ontology annotation, molecular function: protein binding; mRNA binding; ribosome binding. The record is from RefSeq and is a predicted model, not a curated record. Bases 24 to 1757 code for a protein of 577 amino acids. NCBI's taxonomy places the organism in Eukaryota, Metazoa, Arthropoda, Arachnida, Ixodida, Ixodidae. Gene Ontology annotation, cellular component: cytosolic small ribosomal subunit.